CUAAUUUGUAACAGAGGUUUAUACAAACAGUUGAGUUAACAACGUGUUUGAGACAACAAGUGUUCGGUUAAUAUAUUUUUUCAGUGUAAACAGUUUUUUUUAUAAAACAAAAAACAUGGACAUUGCAUUAAAUGAUGUCGAAGCAGUAUGUAUUGCAUAUUUACUAAAUAAAAGACAUAAAAAACAAAAUAAAACUAAAAGGCAAUAUUGGGUGCAUCCAUUAAAUGUAAAAAGGCCCCAGGAAGGCCAAUUCAAUAUUACUUUUAUGACCUUGCGAGCGCACCCAGACAAAUUUUUCGACUACUACAGAAUGAGCAUUCAAUCUUUCGAUGAACUGGUUUUACUCGCCGGACAGCACAUCCAAAAACAAUAUACAAAUAUGCGUAUCCCAAUUUCACCAGAGGAAAGGUUGACUGUCACAAUAAGGUAUUUGGCAACUGGAACGCAUUUCUCAGCAUUACAUUAUGAGUUUCUAAUGGGUGUGUCGACCAUAACAAAAAUAGUGCGGGAAACUUGCGAGGUAUUAUGGACAAUUUUGCAGCCAAUUGAGAUGUCAGAGCCCACAACUCAUGAUUGGCUAGAUAUAGCUGAAGGCUAUUUUGAAAAAACCCAGUUUCCAAAUACAGUCGGGGCGGUUGAUGGAAAACACAUAAGAAUAGAAUGUCCCAGGAAUAGUGGAUCGCUGUACUACAACUACAAGAACUUUUUCUCACUGAUACUUAUGGCUAUUUGCGACUCAAAUUAUUGCUUUCGUAUCAUUAAUGUGGGAUCGUACGGUAAAGAGAGUGAUUGUAAUGUUUUUAAAAUGUCAGCGUUCGGUAAAAAGUUGUAUGCAGACAAGGUAAAUUUUCCUCCAGAACAAUGUCUGCCUGGGGAUAAUCAAGGCGUACCACAACCGUUUGUACUCGUGGCUGAUGAGGCUUUUGCUCUUAAUAAAAAUUUAUUGCGACCGUUUCCCGGCAGAACAUUAAAUGACGAACGACGCAUUUUUAAUUAUCGAUUGUCCAGGGCCCGUCAGUACAUAGAGUGUUCAUUUGGGAUUCUGUCUAAGAAAUGGAGAGUUUUUCAAACUAGCAUGUUAGUGGAGCCAAAUUUUGCGGUUAUUAUUACCAAAGCCUGCUGUGUUUUACACAAUUUUGUGAGACGCCGUGAUGGUUAUAACUUUAAAGACAGCCUGGAUUGUUCUAUGGAUAGCAUAGCUGAAAAAAGAGGAGUUGGAAAUUCACAAACAAAUGCGAAGGACGUCAGGGAGUACUUUGUGAAAUAUGUCAACCACUCAAGUCACGCCCUUAGCUGGCAAAGUAAAAUAAUUGGCAAAUAAAUUAUUGGGACUGUUAAAAAUUCUAUAAAUACUUGGUUCUGUUGAACUUGUUCAAGACCUCUUAUCUGUGGAGCCAAUGACAUCAAAAAUGAGCUGACGGG
This is a messenger RNA of Adelges cooleyi (spruce gall adelgid), 1422 nucleotides long. RefSeq lists its product as uncharacterized. Bases 116 to 1321 code for a protein of 401 amino acids. The transcript has 5 exons. The record is from RefSeq and is a predicted model, not a curated record. Lineage: Eukaryota; Metazoa; Arthropoda; Insecta; Hemiptera; Adelgidae.